AUGCUUGACCCUCUCAGCGCCAUCAGCUUGGCUUCUGCUAUCGUUCAACUUGUAGACUUCAGCAGCAAACUCUUGAUCGAAGGCUAUGGCAUAUACAUAUCCGAGACUGGCGCGACAGAAGAGGCCCAGGAGGUGCAAAGGGCUACUGAAAGGCUCCAUGAGCUUGCCAAUCGCCCGUCCGGUCCACGGAGAGUAUGGAAGACUUCAGAGGAGCUUGCUUUGUGGGAACUGGCAGCAGAAGCUCAGCAAGUAUCAGAACAGCUGCUAGAUCUGCUAGAAGACUGCAAGAUCAGCUCGGCGGGUCUCAUGCACACCUGUGAUGCUGUACGCAAAACUAUCAAGCGACAUGUCAAAGCAGAAAAAGAUGAUCAGAGCGCUGUUAGACAGUCUCUCAAGAACAUCGAGGUCACGAGCGAGAAGUUGCGUGCUCUGCAAAUGAAUCGCAUCGGGAAUCGUACGCGUGAGCUUCGGACAGUACUGGAACGUCAAGGCAACUCGAAGCAGGCAUUGCUGUCAUCGAAUAAGUCGAGCAGCGAAGCACAGGCAGCAGCCGCCCAGCGCUUAGAGGCGCCCCUGCAGAAACUCGACGAGAAGCUCACGGCGUUACAGCAGGAAGGAGCGGCUCUUACAACCUCAAAAUGUAUCCUCGAUAGCCUUAUGUUCGCUGAAAUGCACCAGCGGAAAUGUGACAUCCACAAGCAGUACCCUGAUACAAUCUCCUGGAUGUUUGACGAGGUCCGCACGCCAUUCAAGACUUGGCUUUCUUCAGUCAGUGGUAUAUUUUGGGUUUCUGGCAAAGCGGGAAGUGGCAAGUCUACCCUGAUGGAAUACAAGACGGACAGCGACCAGGCCACUCAUACACUGCACCAGUGGGCCAGGAGCAAGCAGAAAGACCUCGUCAUCGGCAGUUUUUACUGCUGGAAUGCUGGCAGCGAUAUGCAGAACUCACAAGAAGGCCUUCUUCGAAGUCUUGCUUACCAAACUUUCCUGCAGUGCCCAGACAUGAUCAAGCAAGCAGCGACAAAGAAGCGCCGGCAUGCUCCAGAUAGUUACCAUGCAAGUCCUCGACCGUGGGAACUAGAUGAGCUGUGCGAGACCGUCGAGAAUAUUGCACGGCAUAGCAAAACGUUAUCAAAAUGCUUUUGCUUUUUCGUGGACGGUCUUGAUGAGUACAAUGGCCAUAACUUCACCACUCUUAUCGACCUCUUUGAUGAAUUGACGGUCUCCGACAGCGUCAAGAUGUGCGUCUCGAAGCGCCCAUGGACGGUGUUCGAGGCCACUCAUGGCAACGACAAGUCGGAGAAACUUGCACUGCAAGAUCUCACGGUUGGUGAUAUGGACAAGAACAUCAACGGAAUGCUCGGAAAGAAUCGCGAAUUUCACAAGCUCACUCAAAGGACUCCCGAGGCUUGGCUAUUGGCAAGAACGACCCGCGAACGCGCAAAAGGUGUCUUUCUCUGGGUGUAUCUCGUGUUGCGACGUCUGCUUCGCCUGCUUGAAGAAAGACUCAAGGAUCCGGAUCUGCUGCAGGCUGCUCUGGAUGAGCUGCCCUCCGACCUGGACAAGUAUUUCAGAGAUAUCAUCGACACCAUUGAGGUUGCACAUCGUACCCACACCGCCGGUAUCUUUUCGCCGGCCUUGUAUGCUGCGCCUCUACCACUGAUCGCUUUCUGGUUCUUACCUUCGGUUCUGAGGGACCCUGAUGCAGUUUACAGCUUGCCCAUUGGCUGUGCCGACGAGGAUGACGCUGACGACGGGAGUCUUGUCAGUAGGACCAUGGAAGCCAUCAAUUCCUGGUGCAAAGAUCUGCUCGAGGUGCGCAGCACUAAAGCCGCAGCCGACAUCGUGAACGAGCGAGACUACCAGAUCGACUUCCUCCACCGGACAGUUCGUGACUUUCUCUCUACGAACGGUGAAGUUAGGCGCAUAUUUGCCGAUAAUCUAUCACCAAAUUCUAACGCUGGCCACACGCUGACCUGUCUAUAUGUUGUGCAAGCAAUGACUGGCCGGCCUAGGUCUGCAGAUUCGAAGGAUGUAAAGGCUUUCGCAGUCGCCGUACUCUACGUUAUGAUGAUCGCAAGACGUUCCGAGCUUGCCAAGAUUCCUGUCAGCCCACGAAUGCUUGAUUACGUUAGCGGCGAGAUGAUGCUUCCCUGCAAAGACUGCGCCAUUGGCUUCAUUCUUGUCUGCAGCUGCUCUGCGCGGACCAUUCGGACUACGCUGUUGGAGAAGGGCGCUUCUUGGGCGUUGCAGUGGCAUGUGACUUGA
Messenger RNA from Recurvomyces mirabilis, 2268 nucleotides. RefSeq lists its product as uncharacterized. Lineage: Eukaryota; Fungi; Ascomycota; Dothideomycetes; Mycosphaerellales; Teratosphaeriaceae. The record is from RefSeq and is a predicted model, not a curated record. The transcript is spliced from 2 exons. The coding region runs from base 1 to 2268 and encodes 755 amino acids.